Molecule: messenger RNA, 1729 nt
Organism: Bufo gargarizans (Asiatic toad)
Lineage: Eukaryota; Metazoa; Chordata; Amphibia; Anura; Bufonidae
Gene: GDPD1
Product: glycerophosphodiester phosphodiesterase domain containing 1
Exons: 11
Coding region: 398-1339 (313 amino acids)
Biological process (GO): glycerophospholipid catabolic process; N-acylethanolamine metabolic process
Cellular component (GO): endoplasmic reticulum membrane
Molecular function (GO): phosphatidylcholine lysophospholipase A1 activity; phosphoric diester hydrolase activity
Source: RefSeq, a predicted model, not a curated record
GGAAGCUGCUGCAGUGCACCCAGGCUGCCGGGCAGCGCACACACACUCAUUGCAGGCAGAGGACAUCAACCGACUCAUCCACGGCAAGAAUAUAACGUGUCCACGGGAGAAGACCUGCGAUCUGUCAUUGGAUAGUCCAGAGGUGCCAUCGCUCGAUCCUGGGGACACCAGCUCAGCCAUUCUUAUGAGCAGCCAGAAGAUUGUGCUGUGCUGUGUGUGCGGCCGGAUCACCUCUGUAAUCACAGGAUCUGCAGGGAGACAGAUCGGGGACCAGGCUGCUAUGGGAGCUCACUGAUCAGCACCUACCGAGGGACACUAACCGCUCUGCAGUCCGAUCUGAUCGCAUCGAUCUCCCCUUCCAGACCUGACAGAAGGCGAUCGGAUCGUCCAUAGCAACAUGUCAACAGCCUUCUACAUACUGACCACCCUGGGGGGUUACCUGAUCACCUCAGCGCUGCUCCUGAGAUUCCCCAGCCUCCUGCACAAGAAGAAACAGCAGAAGUUCCGCUGCAGACACAUCUCCCACCGGGGAGGUGCUGGAGAAAAUCUAGAAAAUACAUUGGCUGCAUUCAAACAUGCAGUCAGCCUCGGAACAGAUAUGCUGGAACUUGAUUGCCACCUCACGAAAGAUGAAGAGGUUGUGGUGUCUCAUGAUGGGAACUUGAAGCGGUCGACUGGUAUCAAUGUCAAUAUAUCGGAGCUGAACUACUGUGAUCUGCCUCCCUAUUUGUGUCAGCUGGAUGUGACAUUUGAAAAAGAUUGCUGCUGUGACGGUGGGGACGACAGACAAAUCCCGCUGCUGAAAGAAGUGUUUAAAUCAUUUCCAGAGACCCCAAUCAACAUCGAUAUCAAAGUGAAUAACGACAUUCUAGUCAAAAAGGUCUCAGAACUGGUAAGAGAACACAGGAGAGAGCACCUGACAGUGUGGGGCAACGCCAACUACGAGAUCAUUCAGAAGUGCCAUAAAGAGAACGGCAGCAUCCCUCUGCUUUUCUGCGUUCAACGGGUUCUGCUCCUGGUUGGACUAUUCUACACAGGACUCCUGCCCUUCUUUCCGAUUCGAGAACAAUUCUUGGAAAUUCCAAUGCCUUCUAUUAUCAUGAAGCUUAAAGAUCCCUCAAAAAUGAGCAGAAGUCACAAGCUUGUCGUGUGGCUGGCAGAUGCAUUAAUUAUGAGAAAGUGCCUAUUCGAGCACCUGAAAGCUCGAGGAAUCCAGGUUUACAUUUGGGUGUUGAACAAUGAAGAAGAAUAUAAAAGAGCCUUUGAUUUGGGUGCUACUGGUGUAAUGACGGAUUAUCCUACGCGACUGAAGGAAUUUCUGGAGCUUUACUCUCACUGAGACCGGUUUGAAGAGCCAGUCACCGAAGUGACAUUACUGUACAAUAAGUUGGAACAUUGGAACCAUAGAGCAGAUGUGCAUGUAUGAGACGCCAUAACUCUGAGACCUGCAGUCACGUCACUGGAUUACAUGAUAGGUUACUGGACAAUUGCAUGGUACAUGUGCUAGCUUGCCAUUCAUUCUGACUCAUCAGUUCUCUUGCAUGCACCACAGCAUAUAGAUCUAGCCCAUUGUUAUAAGGAAUUCUUGCUGAUAUGAAAAGCCAUGAAAUAUCUAAAAACGGCAGCAAGAAACCACCUGGACUCCAAAAAUGUCUUCACUCUGUACUAAUUCUUCUAUAUAGAGUUUAGAUCAUGGGAAAAUCAUGUAAUAAAAUAUUUUAUACAUUCA